AUGCCAUAAUUUCAUGAAAUGUUAAAAGAAUACCAACUUCUUUAUAAAGAAUAAUGUUCUUCGUUUAUUAAAGACAGUCACACAUUAUGGCCUAUCAGUGCCAAAAAUGGAGCAGAGGAAGCAUAAAAUGUGUUCAAUUUAGGAUGGGAUUUAGAGACGAUAAUUUCAAAUUGGCAAAAUGAAAAAACAUUACUUCCUGAUGAAUAUUAAUAUGAGCUAUAUUCAUAAUUGAUUAUAUUUACAAUCAUAUUGAGUGUGAUAGGUGUAAUCAUUUUAUUAUGUUGCUGUUAAAUAUUUUGUAUUCCAAAGUAUAAGGUUUUCAUGAGAUGUUGUUACAUUAAUGUUGAAACAGAUACCAAAAGCACUUUUGAAAAAUACUUUCUCUUUUUUGGUAUAAUCCUAUUGAGUUUAAUGUUGUGUACAGUUUGUGGGUUAUCUUAUACAGAUAAGUAAAUUGAAAGUAGUUUGCUCUAAGUCAAAUGCAUAUCUUUAUGGAUGAUUGAGAAUACAAUAGAGUAACAAAACGAUUAGGGAUGGUAAAAUGAUUGGUAAGGCAUUUUGUACAUUAAUAAACAGAUUAAAUCGCUCUCUUAGGAACUAUCAGACUAAUCUCGAUAGAAUGCUAUUAACUAAUUAAGCUAAAUUAAAACCAAAUAAUUACAAUAGCAAUAUAAAAUUGAGAAUCAAUAUCUAUCCGAUUUAUACGAAUAUAAUUUUGAACUUAAAUUAAUCAACCCUAAUCCUUACAGUAACUAGCAACAAAUUAGCAGUAAUUUUAUUGAGUAAAUUGGGCCAAGUAAUUAAUUAGGAACUGUCACCAAUCUCCUAUUAGAAGAAUUGUCAUCAAGAGAUUAAGCAAUAUAUUUAAUGAAAAUAAUUAAAUCUAAAUCGUAAUACAUUAACAUUAGUUAAAUAAUAGAAAAUCUUAAUCAAAGUUAAUCAUAAUUAAACGAUUUCUCAUAUAACAUUAUUAAUUUAUUAUCUAAACUUGAAUAGACAUUGAAUACCAAAAGUUGGAUUUUCGAUUCAGGAGUGACUGCUUAUAAGAGAUUUUUAAUAAUUACUUGUACCACUACUGUUAUUUUACUAUUCUCCUUUUCAUUAGUGACUUGGUUUCGGUUUUAGAAAAUGGGAUUUCUUCUGCAUAUCUCUUGGAUUGCUCUUGCAGUACUAUUAAUAAUAGGAUUUAUUAUUUUGAUAUUUGUUUAUUAUGUUUCAUUGAUAAACAAUAAUAUGGUUUGCAAUUUGGCUCAUGGUGUGAUUCAUGAUAAAAAUGUGCUGAAAAGAAUCAUUAAAAUUAUGAAGCCAACUAAACAUUUUAUCAAAACAAAAUCCUUCUUUCAAUAGGUGGAGGUUUGUUUAUACCAAAAUGGGGAUUUUGUAUCAUAUUUUGAUUUGAAUUAAACCUUCUAAAAUAUUAUUGAUCUUGAUAGAUCAAUUUAGGAAUUCGACAAACUAUCGCAUUCCAGAAAUGUUAUUAAUUUCUAUUAAUCUGUUAUAUCCUCAUACUUCACUAACUAUAGUUUAGUGAUAAAUACGGAUAGUGAUGAUAAUCCAUAGAAUGUGUUAAGAAAUAUGAACAAUUGGACAGACUACAAUAUUGACAAAUCAAUGUAAUUAAUAUUUGGAGGAUGCAGAGUUUCCUAAGAUGAAUGGGAAUGGAAAGACAAGGAUUGCAAAUAUUACAAAGCUGAUCUACUCAAAUUAAAUUUCUAUAGUAAUCCUCAUCGAGAAUUCGGUAUGGCCAUUUGCUUAAUAUUUGAUUCAUGUGAUGAAGACUUUGCUAAAUAAAGGUACAUUGAACAAUAUAAGAGAUGCAAAACGAAAAAUAAAGAAAGCAUAUCAUAAAUAGUCUUAAAGUAUUUUGACUAAAUCAAACUAUAUAUUGAUUCAGUUAAUAGUACUUUUAAACCAAUUUUAGCUAAUCUAACUGAAUAUGAAUAAUUAUUAACUAAUCUAGACAAUGAGAUUAAAUAACAAAUAGUCAAUUUGACUUACUAUGGAAGUCAACUUAACUUAAUUUUUCAUAAAACUCAGAAUCUGACAGACACUUUGAAUUGCUCAUAUAUCAAACAAGGAACUAUUAGAUUCAAAAAUACAUUCUGUACAACUCUCUUAAAUGGAAUGUUCUUUAUGUAUAUUUACUUAAUUUCAAUCUGUACUCUUUUGAGUUGUUUGGGAGUACUCUCAGUGUGGUCAGCUAUGAGAUGCAUACCUAAAUCAGAAUAACAUUAGGUCUUUUUAGAAGCAGCUAUUGGGCCUAUGCAAUAAAGAACCAUUCAAAGAAAAAGUUUAGACGUGAAUUGA
Messenger RNA from Paramecium tetraurelia, 2307 nucleotides. RefSeq lists its product as uncharacterized. The record is from RefSeq and is a predicted model, not a curated record. NCBI's taxonomy places the organism in Eukaryota, Ciliophora, Oligohymenophorea, Peniculida, Parameciidae. The transcript is spliced from 4 exons.